This is a messenger RNA of Meloidogyne enterolobii, 554 nucleotides long. Lineage: Eukaryota; Metazoa; Nematoda; Chromadorea; Rhabditida; Meloidogynidae. The record is from the annotation of a GenBank genome assembly.
AUGCCAAUAAAAGCAAUGCGACAAAGUUUACAGAAUACUUGGGCAGGCUGUAAUGGAAAUGUGACAAAUCCAGGCUGUAGUAAAGAAGCAACAAUGUUGAAAUGUGACAAAAUGUUCAUUCGAUUUGACAAAGAACACUUCAGAAUUCUUGUCCCGGAAGUUCAAGUCGCAGAAGGAAAGAAAGAAGAAAACGGACAAAAUGGUACUUCAACAGAUGGGAACAAAAAUUUGUCUGUUUCAACAACACAAAAUAUGGACACUACAAGUGAAUUAGUAGACACUACAACUACAAACAGUAUAGAGGUUACAAGGACAUCACCUACUAUCGAUACAAAGACGUCACCAGCUACCGAGCCUUCAAAAAUGUCUACAACUACCAUUGUGUUUAUUAUUUCUGUCAUUGGUUUUUGUAAGCAUUGUUGUUGUGUUUUGCACUUUGUUUCGACGAAAGAAGGAAGAAAACGGACAAAGUAAACAAGAAGAAAGUCAAUACAGUAAUCCACAUUCAACUCAAUCAACUACAAAUAUGUCUACAACAACAGACUCCAAUGUUG